Messenger RNA from Aspergillus heteromorphus CBS 117.55, 2180 nucleotides. RefSeq names its product histone methyltransferase DOT1 (gene dot1). Gene Ontology annotation, biological process: DNA damage checkpoint signaling; subtelomeric heterochromatin formation; regulation of transcription regulatory region DNA binding. The record is from RefSeq and is a predicted model, not a curated record. The transcript has 2 exons. NCBI's taxonomy places the organism in Eukaryota, Fungi, Ascomycota, Eurotiomycetes, Eurotiales, Aspergillaceae. Gene Ontology annotation, molecular function: histone H3K79 methyltransferase activity; histone binding. The coding region runs from base 201 to 1703 and encodes 500 amino acids. Gene Ontology annotation, cellular component: nucleosome; nucleus.
CAGCUUGCAUCUGCAUUCACGUUCACCUUCACAUUCCCCUUUUCACUCUUUUCCCCGUUUGUCGUCUUACGGUACAUAUGCUACGCCCCGUAUUAUAGCCUGUUUCAUUCAUUCCUUGUAAAUCUUUUACGCACUGCCGCCGCCGUAUUUUACGCCCUCCGCCUGCCAUAGUGCGGCUCGCGCUCAACCACCUUGCCUCCAUGGGAUUUUUUGACCACCUCCAAAAAGGAGGCGCCUUUUCACUGCAGUCGAAGAAACCCCAGAUCCGCAAGGUCGUUCAAACGCGCUCCGCACCCCCCUCGAGAUCCGUGUCCAGUCCAGGCCCCUCCCGGACGCCCCCCGCUCAGGUCAAGGCGCGAGAGUCGGCCAGCAGCAGAUCCGUCUCGAGAGACCGCGAUCCCCCCUCCUCAUCCUCCAAGCGGCGACUCGGAACCCCGGCACAGAGUCGAAAGCGACAGACUCCGGAACUACGGCUCUCCAGCGACGACGAUGCGAGCGAUACAGAUGCUUCCUUCGAGGUGCGCAAACGUGCUCGGACGGGCGACAGCGCGGAGCCAGACCCCGCCAGGCGGGUGCGUUCUCUGAAGGCGUUUGCCGAUGAUGGCGUUCGGUCCCUUCCCAUGAUCCACGCGGCAGAGAUUACGUCCAUUCAGAAAGUCGGGAACUUUAAGCCGUGGCUUGGGGAGAAGCCACUGCCGGAAAUACUCCUACAAUAUCCCAGCGCGUCUGCUAAGGAACGGUACAACCUCGUCGUUCCUCGAGAUGACGACGACUUCAGGCCCCUCCAGGACAUCCUUCAUGUCGUCGACAUCGUAUCCCAAAAUUACAUACCCGAUAAGGAGGCGGAUGCUUUCAACAACGAGUCAACGGGCUUCGUACGCAGAAUCCGACGAGCGAUAACCCAGAAAUCCGAAGCUGAAUUCCGUGAAGCCGUGGCGGAAUACAACAAAGCGGUCGACGAGCUGAGGCGCAAUGGGAGCAUCGCAAAGAAGCUGGACUCGACCAGUCGGCUGGCUCUGCCCCAUGUGGAACGGAUUCUGACCCAGAUAUACUCGCGUACUGUCUCUCCUCGGGUCGAAUCUCUGCGUCAGUAUGAAAACGGAACGGACAACGUGUACGGAGAACUUCUCCCUCGCUUCAUCAGCACGAUUUUCAAGGAGACCGGGUUAAAGUCGGGGCAGGUUUUUGUUGACCUCGGCUCUGGUGUUGGGAACGUGGUCUUGCAGGCUGCGCUUGAGAUAGGGUGUGAGAGCUGGGGGUGUGAAAUGAUGCAAAACGCCUGCGAUCUGGCCGCACUUCAACAGACCGAGUUCAAGUCACGAUGUAGGCUGUGGGGCAUCGCACCGGGCAAGACGCACCUAGUCCGCGGUGACUUUCUCAAGGAGCAGAGCAUUAUCGAUGUGUUGAAGCGUGCGGAUGUCAUCUUGAUCAACAAUCAGGCUUUCACGCCUCAGCUGAACAACGAACUGAUCAACCACUUCCUGGAUAUGAAAGAGGGAUGCCAGAUCGUAUCCCUGAAGUCAUUUGUUCCUGCGGGCCACAAAAUCCAAUCUCGAAACCUCAACUCGCCCAUCAAUCUCCUGAAGGUGAAGCAGAGGAACUACUGGUCGGAUAGCGUUAGCUGGACUGAUGUUGGGGGCACCUACUUCAUUGCCACCAAGGAUAGUUCCCGGCUGAAGGCCUUUGCGGAAAGCAUGGAAUGAGAGUCUCGGCUGCCCUCCCCCCCCUCAUCAAUGCUUCCUGCCUUGCACAUCGCGCAUGCCAUCGUCGCUGGUGGGACCACUAGCGCGAUGGCGUGCUACUUUCGGUUUCUUGUAUUGAUAUUCUUUUCCCCCACUUUCUAUAUACAUAUCCGCUUUUGGCAUACAUUGCUUUGGUACUGACCCCUUGUUUUGCGUUUGGACAGAUGCUCUUGGCUUAGGACUUGAUACCACAUUUCUGAUACAGGCAUACAGCGCGUGCUAGUGUACCCUAGCGCUUUUGAUUUUCAGUACAUAACCGCCGUACAUAGGUAGUGACAUGUCAGAUUUUGCCAUGAAACUACAUUGGAGGUUGAUUUGAGAUAGGACAUGGAUAUGGAUAUGGAUAUGGGACGAAGGCAUAUUGUGGAUAGUGUAGUAUUUCACGGGUAUCAUAGAUGUUGUGCAUAAAAGAUCUGACAUGAAAGCGAAAGCAAAGCG